Molecule: messenger RNA, 10655 nt
Organism: Pseudopipra pipra
Lineage: Eukaryota; Metazoa; Chordata; Aves; Passeriformes; Pipridae
Gene: GOLM1
Product: golgi membrane protein 1
Exons: 9
Coding region: 5737-7005 (422 amino acids)
Cellular component (GO): Golgi apparatus
Source: RefSeq, a predicted model, not a curated record
CCAGCCUUCCCUCUUCAGUCCUUUUCUGUAUCGAGAAGCGUCUCGCGCCAGAAACAUCUCUGAAUGCUGGCAGCGGAGGUAGAAAUAGCAAUGUCAGAAAGGGCGCAACAAUGCAGGUGUGCGAUAAUCAUCUCCCGGCUGCCCUUCCCGGGGAGCGUCGGACUCAGUGGACUUCCUGCGGUCUCUCGCAGCCAGGGCUGUGACCUGGGACUGUUCACCCUUGUCCGGCGAGGUAGCCCUGCGGCAGCCUGCUCACUGCUUUCUCUCCCCCUGGGCAGAGCUGUGGAGAUCUUACCCCUGCUUGUGGGGACUGGCAGCUUUUCACAAGUUCGUGCCUCCAGAAGCCUUCCUGCUUUUGCUUGAAAAAGUGUUACCCUCACCUCCUCAGAAAUGUUGGGUUGACUGUAGGGUACACUGCGAAGGUUUGGUUUGUCUUCUGCACCCAGGAGGUUUGCCCUGCUUUGCUUUAUUUGAUCCUUUGUCAGCUUGAAGAUGGGAGGAGUUGAUCAGGUUUUUAAUUAAUCUUGCUCUUUAGUUGAUUCUUUUUGAACAGCCUUACAUCUUAACAGCACUUUGCUCUUAAAGAACUAUUUGUAAUGUUGAUAAGUUGUUUCUCCUGGGGGAGAUCUACAUUUUUUACAGUGAAACCAUAUGUGUAGUAUUGCUGUGGUGGGGAAAUGGUAGCAAUUGAGUGGGUUUCCUAAUCUUUGUUUAAGAUAAGUGGCUGUCCUAUUAAUUGUGACACUAAGAUCCCAAGAUAGUUCAUGUUGUAUGGAAAAAAUACUGGCAACAAAAUAUUUUCCUAAAAAGAAUUAAACAGUCUGACUAACUGUUGAGAUAGUUCUGGUGUAUAAGUUUGGUUGUCUAAUUUUGUUUUCAUACACAAUAUUUUCAGGUGGUGGUACUGUUUUUUACAAGUACACAUAGGCAGCAUGUCCAGAAACUUUGUGUGGGUAUUUUAGAAGAUUUUGUCGAGUUAUCUUUGGCUACCUAAUCUCUGUCAUUAGAAUAGAUACCUACCUUAAACCUCUAGCAUCUGUUUUGCCACACACCUGUUUGAGAACUCCCUUUAAUCAGAUAAAGGGCAUUAAGGGUGUUUGGUUAUUAAUUUCUUGUAAAGUAGUCAUUUGAAAGAAGAGAUUUGAAAGAAGAGUCACCCCCCUUUGAAAGGAUAGUGCUUUUUUAGUGUUUUCAUAGUUUUCUGAUCUGUUACUUCUAGUUUAAAACGUAUUAGAAAAGGGAGACAUAAGAUCUGAAUUGAUUAUCAAAUGGUUAUUCCUAAGCAGGAUGAGAGUGCAGUUGCUGAAAGUGUUGUGGUGAAAAUGCACUUCCUUUCCUGUUCCUGUGAAAAGUGUGACUGAUCAUUUGGUUAAACAGUAAAAUAGUAAUUCUAUGGCAUCCUUGUUUAAAUUUUUUCCUUUUUUUUUUUUCUUGGUGGUUGACACUUUAAAGUGAGCCAGUCAUCCAAAGUAUGGGAGUUUGAAUAAUGGCUGUUACUGAGUGUUUCAGGGUGUGUUUUUUUUUUCCCCUGCAGUUUGUAAGUCCCUGUGAAAGGCUUGAGUUCAGUACACAAACUUUGAAUCUCCAUUGGAAAAACAGUGUUUCUGUAGAGGAUGGUAAGACGAUCCAUAUGCUGUGUUUUGUGACAAUGUGUGCAACGUUGAAAGCAUAAACGUUGCUGCUAGCUGUUACUGGUUCUCACCAUGUGGCUGUGAAUAGUGGUACUUGGGAGUAAGAUCCCAUUGUGACUGAGAACCAACAACUGUAUUUCUCUUCCGAGGAUAAUAACUACUGUGUUUUAACCAUUUAUAAAACUAAAGUGAAAAGGUUUUGGCUGAUUUUUGUCACCACUCCGUUUCCACCCACCUGCAAACCAUCAUCUCUUUUUUUUGGAAGACUAGGCAGCCAAAUGUUUGCUCUCCAAUUCACUUUUUAAAGAAUUUUUUAUUUUUACAGUUUUAUUUCACUUUUUUUUUUUCUUAAUAAAACCCAGUUUGUAGUACCUUGUAGUCUGAUUUAGCUGUGUCUCAGUGUAACUAAGUUGUUAAUGGAAGAGAUUUUGAUUAACUUGCUUGGUUAAUCCAGUAUAUUUUUAUCCAAGCAGUCAGACAUAGGAAUUUUAUGACAAUAUGUGAAAAAAGGCAGUUUCUUCCAGAAUGUCACUGGGAAAUUGGAGAGGAACCUGUAAAAGAUGGGAAUAGCACCAUUAGAUAGCACCAUGUGGGGAGCCCUUAAUGAGAGGAGGUUUCCCCAUCCUGGCCUGAUCUGGUCGGGAUGGGAUUGUGUGUCCUCUGUGCUGUGCAUUAGCCCCAUUAGCCCGCAGGUCAUUGUUGUUUCGGGUUUUUUUUCUUCCCCCCCCCCCCCCCCUCUGGUUAUGGCCCUGCCUUUCCAAAGGACUUUUUCUAAGGCUUUGUCCUUCUUUAGAGUUCCAAGUACUCAGAUCUCCAAGAAGGUGUCUUCACUUUUCAAUGGCCACUUCAGCUGCACUUGGUCUUUAGAUGCUGCCCUGGCUUACGGUGGCCUUGUGCCACGGCCCAAGGGAAAUGGGAAAUGGGGACGCAGCACUACACGAAGGGUUCAGAUGCAGCUGAGGGUCUGGGUGCAAUGCCAAUUUAUUGAGAGAACACAGGGACUUAAGUAGGGUGAGUCUGAGGGGAGGAUUCAGAACUGGGGAGGAGCAUGGGACUGACAACUCAGGGUAAGAUGGGAUUGGGAGACAGGGGAAACGUGGGUGUAACUUCUGGGUAUCCAGGGGAAGGGACCAAUGGUAGCUCACUCUGCACUGCGGCAAACCUCAACCAAUCAGUGACAGAGGAGCGGGAAAGCAGGGGAGAACAAGGUGGUAAACAACUUUUGGCGGGAAGGUCUGAGGGAUAGAGGGGAAUAAUAUGGGGGUACAUUAAACUUGACACAAAACCAAACAGUAAACUGGGGUAUAACAGACAGUCCAGUCAAUUAAUAGUCCAUUUAAGCUCUGUAGAUGUCCCUCCAUGCUUGGAAUCUUUCCCAAUCAGACUUCUCUUUCUCCUCAUCUUUGUACCAUGAAAUGACUGGGUGGUGGAGGAGGAGAUUGGUAGGCAGGUCCGCUGGUAAGGGAUAAGGGACCCCUUUUGCUUCCCUGCUCGCUGUGUGCCUAUUGAAUUUUUCAUCUUUUCCAGUUGUUGCUUGGCAGGUCUUACAGAAGUACACAGAGCUGGACCCUGUAGCAGAGACUUGGCUUUUCGUCUUGGAGCCUGAAAUGCACCAUUUUGCUCUGUCUUUACUUCUAAAGCCUUAGUCUUGAGACUUGUUCAGCGAGGUUGUUACUUAUCUGUAGUGGAAGACUGCUCAAUAUCAGCUAUCGUACUUCAGCUGAGUCCGGUAAACGAAGGAGUUGCACAGACUGAUAGUGUAUUAGUGUGGGAAGUAAAAGUAUGCUAAGUGUUAAUUUGCUUGAAUAUCUUAGAGUCUAAAAUAUCUCCCUCUUGAUGAAGCAUCACUAUGUUGGCAAAGCAGGAUGAAAUCUGCUGUUCAGCAGUCAGGAAUUUUAUGCAUGUACUCAUCUGUUGUGGACAUUGGUGAAAGAUGGAUUCCUUCAUGUUCAGUAAAAUUACUUUUUUACCCAUAAAAUCAGAAACUUAUUUUAAUUUCAACUGAAAUAACUGUGCCACACCAGACGUUUCCUGGAAAACAGCAUGUGCAAACGCAUUUUCAUGUAAAUGUACUUACUGAGCUGAUUUGCUUAUCUCUUCUCCAAAAUACAUGGGUGCAGGUAUCCAUGACAGAAAGUUAAACAGUUUUUAUUUUAAGCUGAUGAUAGAAGGAAUAUCAGUAUUGCAACUGAGGUGAAGUUUUGGGUCUGCUAUUCAAAUGGAAGAUCCUUCUGUGUGUUUCAUCUCUUUUCUCUUCCUUUUGCCUUUCCUUCUGUUCAGUAUGAAAAUGUAUUUCUAAUUAGCAUAAAUUAUUUAAAGACAAACAACACUGGAUUUUCUAGAAAGAGCAAAGUCAAAAAUGCUUAAGUGAAAUCAGCACUUUCUUGCCUGUUUGUUUUUAAUAGCUGAAAGCAGCAGAAAAGGUGCUGAUGCUGCCAGAAUUGUGUACUCUCUAGGUGUAUUGGCAUUUCUUUAACGUAGUUUAGUGCCUGUGCCUUAAGCUGCAUGGUGAACAAAUCAUUCUUUCUUUGAACAGUAUAGUUGCUUUACCUCUGAAAAUUUUUGAGGUAAACAACUAGUCCCAUAUUUAUCCAGUAGAUAAAUUCCAGUGCAUGUUGUUACUGCUGAUAAUGUGGACACUUUCUCUAUUUCUGUCAGCAGUAAGGAAUAUACCAAUUAUGUUAUUCAAGGAAUAUUUGGAAUGGUGCAUUAUGUCUUGCAGUGCUGUGUUUAGUAAUUUUUCUGUGUUCUCAAAUAUACCAACUAAUACUCUUACAGCAAAGAACAGGAUACAAAGAAACAAAGAACAGAACAAAGAAAAUGAUUUCAUGACAGGUUCUGAUACACCUUUUUUGAAAUUAGUAUUUUAUUCUGGUUAUGCAGAGGCAAAUCAGUUCUCUUGUUCUUAGCUAAUGUGAUGGUGCUGAUCAUCCUCUUUGUCCAUCUCUCUUUCUGCUCUGGAGAUCUAUGGUUCUUGGUUUUCAGAGAUCCCGUGUAAGGCAAGAUGGCUUUGUACUUCUCAGGCGCUCAUCUUAGGAAGGCACAGCAGGAGAAUAGUCCAUGCAAGAUGUAUGUGUUUCUGCAGUUUUUGACUUUCUGUUGAAAACUUGUGCAUAUCUCUGCGUGUUUGUUUUACUCUGCUGCAUCUGUAUUUUUUUCUUUACAAAAAAAACCCCACAUAGUUCUUUUGCAUGCCUUUGCUUUUUAGUGUUGACCUUACCUCAUCUCUGUGUGGCGCUGUGGGUGUCCACUGGAGCUGUGCUGCAUGUGUCUGUUACCUCCUUGGCUGAGCUUUCCUUAGGCAAGAAACUCAAGUCUGGGGUGUCAGACCUUUGCAACUGUGCAUACUUUUUUUGGAUUGUUUUGUGGGGUGUUUGUGUGAUUGUGUAUGUGUAUACAAAGACAACAUUCUCAGGAAGCUGCGUUUUACUCUUAGAACUCUUUGUAUUCUCCAUCCCCAAAUACAAAUUCACAGACUUUUAAAAUGAACACACAGAUUUGGAACUCUUUUGAGUCUGGCAGUAUUGUGCACUUCGUGCCGAGAAAAGAAGAGAAAAUAGAUUAUAUCUUGAAUGCAAGAGGCAAUCUUGCAGGGUAUGCAUGUGCACACUUAGGUAUAUGUGAGCUGUUGAAGGACUUAAAUGCUGGAAAUACAGUAAAAUCAGCAUUUCUGUUACCUGCUAACUCCUGUCAUCACAUUCUUCCCCUGUGUUUACAGUGCAUGUCCACAUGUAAAUCCUUUGAGAGUUGCUACCAUUUAAUAACUUUUAAUUGAAACCUGUGCAUUGCAUCUGUAGGGAAGAAGUUGGUUUGCUUAAGAGCAUUGCCUUGAGAGACUGUACAAUAUGUUAGUAAUAGAUGUACCCAUUUUAUAUUUAACUACUGUCUUGUGAUGCAUCUGUAUUUGCCGUCUGUCUGAUCUUCUGUGCUCAUUUUUGCUGGCUUUUGUCUGCAGGAAUGCAGAAAGAAAAAAAGUUAAUCUCAGUUUACAAGGGAGCAAUCUACUAGAAGCUGUGACUGAGUUUCCCGGUGGAGUUUUAGGAUUCAUUGAUCUAGGUUUCCACACUGUUGUGGUUCUUUGGAUUUGUUUUUUUUUUUCUUGGAAAUGGUAGGUCUAGGAAGCAGCUGCCGAGGGAUGAAGUCUUCGCCGCUCCUCAUGGCUGCACUUGUGGCGUGCAUCAUUGUUUUGGGUUUCAAUUACUGGAUUGCGAGUUCUCGCAGCAUGGAUCUGCAGGGUCGAGUCAUGGAUCUGGAAGGCAAAGUCCGGAAGGCGGCAGCGGAGAGGGGUGCUGUGGAGCUCAAAAAGAAUGAAUUCCAAGGGGAGCUGGAGAAGCAGCGACAGCAGAUUUACAAAAUCCAGUCCUUGCACAGCUUUCAGAUGGAAAAUGCCGACAGAGCCCAUCAGGAAGAGAAGGCAAUACUGCUGAGAAACAUCACAGUAAAUGAUCGACUGAUUCAGAAUCUACGAGAACACUUGAAAGAGUUACAGACAGAAUAUGGAAAGUUGCAGUUGGAUGUUUAUUGGUUUCAGAAGAACCAGACUAACCUUCAGAGGAAGUUCUCAUAUGACCUGUCACAGUGCAUCAACCAGAUGAAAGAAUUAAAAGAACAAUGUGAAGAAAGGAUAGAUGAACUUACAAAAAAGGAUGUACCACAAAUCAAAGAAAACAAAGAAUUCUCAGAAGAUUCAAAAAAAUAUAGCCAGGUCAAUAUUCAACUGCCAGCCUUGAAGCAAACUGAGUUCAAGCACAUUGACUUGGAACAGCAGAAACCCACUGAAGAUGUACCUAAAGCAGUACCUACACUAAGACAGACAGACUUGAUGAAGGCUAAAGAAAGAAUAGAUGGCCCAGCUGACAUCAGAAAACAGGAGCCUAAGGCAGAAGAGGAGCAGCUUUUUAGUCAGUUGAAAAAACCACAAGAUCCCCUCAAGGCUGCUGCAGGUCACAAGGAGAUGCUACCUGAAUCAGAGAAGGAGCCAAAUCCAUCUGGAAAUGAAAAACACAUAGCUGGGCAAGAUGUGUCACAGCCAGCACCAGAGCAGACUGCCAGUGAGGAAGUUGAGAGGGAACAGCUCCUAAACUACGAUGCUAAGCAGGACGACUUGUCCCUGGGAAAGGCUGAAAAACAGGAACAUGAAGCAAUGAACCAGGACAAGGAUGUUGAUUACAAUUUAGAUGAGAAUGAAGCUGAAUCAGAAACAGACAAGCAAGCAGCACUUGCAGGGAUUGAAAAUGGUAAAAAAGGAAAAAAAAAAACAUUUAAAGCCAAAUACCAUGUGCUGAAAAUUUUAAGAUGGUAUUUUGCAUGGUAUUCUGUAGUAAGAUAUACCGAGUUAAUUUCUGUUUUCUCUUUGAGCUUUCCCUCAUGUUGAUAGUGUGAUUUAUUUUCUGUAUAGCAUCACUGAAGCUACUCUUUAAUGGGGGGCAUGAGGGUGUGGUAUCUGUAACUUUACUAUACAGUAUUUAAUAGUCUUUACAAAAUUUCUCCUGUAGUUUUUCUACAUAGAAGAACUUUUUUUAUGAAAAACUAUCACUUCUGCCUGUUUAAGAGAUUUCUUUACCUUUUUUAUCCUCAUUAGUUCAAAACCCUGAAGAUAUGAAGAACCACUUAACUGACCACGGUGAAGGAGGACAGUUGUGAACAAAGGAGGUUCAUGAUGCAACUUAGUCACCUCUUCGUCUAUAUGCAGCAAUGAUGGGAGCAAAGUAAUCUGAGAAUGUUUUGAGGCUUGAAUAACGGCCCAAAUGAAGUAGUAUCUUCCUGUGAAGUUUUGGUACUGUUUCAGUGGGGAAAAAAGCAAUCUGAAAUCUCUGGAGGCUUGUUAAAGCAGUUGACGUCUGCACUGACUCUCUCCUUCCUACUGAUUAUAAAACUGAAAUCAGUAAGCAAUAAAUGUAGUAACUUUGAAGUUGGCUAUAGUCAUACUACAGUAAUGGUAUAUGUGGAUUGUUGGUACAUGAACAACAGUCCUCUGCCAAGGAUGGAUCUCUCCCCUGAGCAACGCACAACAGAGAAAUACCCAGCCUAGUUGUAAGAACUUAAGAGGAGCUAAGCCACCGAACAUGGGAAGGAUGAAAAACAGUCCAUGCUGCAAUCUACCCUUGUGCCUAUUCUGGCACUUUUUUACUGCAACAUAAAUAUACGCAGAAAACAGAAUGAUAUAUUUCACCUGGGCCUUCUGAACUAAGUUUUUAGUUUACACUGUCUAGGUGAGUUCUUAGCUUCAAGGUUAAAAAAAAAUAAUCAAAACAAUUCUGAUAAUAGUGCCUUCUUUUUAAGAGAUUAGACAGGAAGAUUUUUCUGAAAGCUUUGUUGGACUCUUGUUCACAAGUUCAGUAAUACAGUAUGAUUCAGUUACCACUAACUUGCAUAAGUUUAGCAUAAAAAUUCAAACUCACAAACUUUUUGUGACAGAAGCCCUCUGAAAUGGUGUGCUACCCUUUAGUCCACCCAACCACUAUCUUCCGCUAAAAUGUAGGAAGGCAAACACUUGCUUUGUAGAACAGCAAUCAUCUCAGCUGUUCAAUGUGAAUAUUCCUCUCUGCUGGACUUUUGAAGGAAGUAAACCAGACUAAGCAUUUAGAAGAUAUGGCAGUGACUCCUACAGGUGAAGCGGUAGUCGUAAAGUCCUGUGUUUAUCACAAUCUAUCAUCUUGUUAAUUUUCUGUAGUCUUGUCUUUUCUGUAACUUGUUCAAUGUAAACUAGAAACUAGUUUACUUGCACUAACCUAGAAAUAUCCUCUACUUACCACUAGGGCACCCUUUAUUGCAGUCCAACCUCCAUGUCCGUAGCCAGCUGUUUUGCAGAAUUUUUGUAUUUGUGUCUGUUCCCAAGACUGACAUCUGUGUUUAGAGCUGUCUUUGUGAGUAUGAACCAACCUCUAUUUAGACAGCAGACAGCUGUGCCUAACUUGCCAAUGAGCAAUUCCAUCUAAGAAAAUAUAAAUUUGUCUUUACUUUCCCUUUCAUUUUGUAACUAACUCCUUUUGUGAUGUGUCACUCCUCAGUGUACUACUUUACAACUCCUGAACCUUAAGAUACCUAAAUAUGCAAGUGGAAGGUUGGCUUUUUUGUGUAUGAAAAAAGUGUUAGUUCUCAUCAAGUGAAGGUCAGAGCUUAAGUCAAAUGCUGCCUAUUAACCCCAAACACAGAAACACUUUUACUAAUAGUUUUUCACCAUCUAAGUCAGACAGGUCUAGGCCACUACAGUCAACAGAGCAGGGAAAAGCAAAUGCUUGUAAGCAGAAGAGAAGAGGUAUGAACAUCUGUUCUGGUAUUGGGAAACUUGGAUCAUUGGCUUUUUUUUUUUUUUUUUUUUUGCAAAUAAUGGCAUGUUUUAACAUCAAAAUGUUUACCCAUAUUCUGGAUGAUAAAAUUAUUUACCCAUCUUCUCAGCAUUUUCAUAGGACUUUAUCUGUAAACAGUUAUGCCUCUCAGAUUAAGUUGAUCAGGAAUUUAAUAUUGAUUGCUAAAGAGCAUAUGUUCUACGAGUAUAAAAUACACAGUGAAAUGCUGUAUUCAAGUUGAAUUAACAGCUUUACCAUUAUCAAGUUAAGAAUCCCAAAGAAAAACUACUUAGAGUAAUUAGUAUAUUGCCAGAGAGUUCUUUUUUAAAACUGUUUUGGCUGUAUUUCUGUACAUCUUUGGGUUUCUCUGAGCCACCUGGACACUGUGCUCCAUAAACAAGACCAUCCUUGUACAAGGCACACUUGUAAACCUCUGAAAACCUGCAUAAAAGCAAUGUUCAAAAGCAUGAAGGACUACAAUUUUAUUUGCAAUGGCUUCAAGUGCUACAGGAAUAUAACUAGGGUGAUAUUACUUCUUUUCUGUGAUCAUCUUGGCAUUAAAUUAACACAUCCUUGAUUUUUUUUUUCUUAACUAAGCCUGAGCCUUUUUAAGUACGCAUUUUAAAAUCAAAAUAAUCUUGUCUAGUGAGUAUUUGCCUUAUUCUGUACAGUUCAUCCACUUCUAAUUUUAGUGAAAAUGGGAAAGAUGAUUGUUACUCUUUUCUUAGUUCCAUACAUGAUGGAGUUCUCCUUUACUGGCUGCUUGCUUUGGAGAAAUAUCAAAAGCUGUCCUGGAGCUACUGUCAUGUAGUUCAAGAUUUUAACGACAAGAAAAAUUUUUGUGAUGGCCAGAUGAAUUCUCAGUGCUAUUUUACAUCUACAUAUUUUAGGCUUUGUAUUCCUUUGGCAGCUACACAGAAGUAUCCAGGUAUAUUAAUCAUGAUGAUAAGCAAACAAGUAAUGUGAUAUGCAGUCUCCUUAGCAGAGAAAUUGGGAAAAUCAUGUCUUCAGGGCAGUGCUUCUGCUUAUUUCAAGAAGCUGCAAAUUGCAGGCAGAGAAGUGGGUGUUCCACUUCAGAGGUUCCUCAUUCUUUUCAAGCUCUGCCUCAGUAAUAUCAGUGCUGCUGCUCAGGAUAUGCAGCUGCAGUGAUAUUACUCUACAGUAAAAUUAGGUGAUAGAGCAAACACAGAAAAGGGUCUUGCAUGGUCAAGAAGGAAUUAAAAGCUCAGCCCUACAGAGGAAGUAAUUUUACACCAAAAUAAGAAUUGUCCUGUCCAACAAAGGAUUUGCUUAUAUAGCCUAAGUAUUGUUUGGCCUUAAGUAGGGGGUUUAUCAAAGAACAAGUCACCUUUUUGAACAUUUUUUCCCCUCUUGUAGUAGGAGGUUUCUCAACAGCUUACCUCUGUUAUUUCUGAAAGCACAGGAGGCAGAACUAUUCUAGGAAGGAAAGGGGAGGUUUGGGGCCUCUCCUGUUUUGGAUAUCUAUCUCUGUCUAUCACUACAGAACACAGUAGGAUCUAGCAGCCCCACUAGAGUCAAAGUGGGGAAAAAAGGUAAUUUAAGAACUGAGUGAUGUAACAAAGCAGCAAUCUCUGCUUUCCAAGGCAAGUAGCAUGAUUGAAACAAAGUUGCAGAGUAAAAAUACCCCUCAAUGUCUGGUGCUAUUGCUAGUGACUAUGGCAGUGUUUGCUGGGCAGAUUCUCCAGUACCAUGAGAAUAAAGACAAAGGAACAAA